CUAGCUGUCGCUGUCAUGUGCUCUUGGCGUGAAUCCUGCAACAGAACAAACGGAAACGAGAUGAGUCGAGCGAAGGUGUGCGAGGCGAAUCUGACGAUGGAGAUCGCUCAGCUGCUGUUGUCUCUGCUGCAUGGCUGGGGCAUCGAUCCUGAGUUGGACUACGUCUGCGAGGGCAAGCUCGGUCUGCUCAGGCCAAUGGUGCCUGUCUCGUUCGGAGUUCUCUCAAAAGGAGGUUACAUGAGUCUUCUUUUGCCGACUUGUCAGCUGCUGAAAAUGGAUGCUGUGAGGCAAAGCAUCCCGAGCUCGUUGGAGGCCGACUUGCCGCGCGAAAUGGUGGAGCUGGAAAGAGCCACUCGCCUCUUCACUGAGCAAACCCACUGGGAGCUCAGCACAACUGUUACCACAAACCAUCUUCUAGCCAUCAUUGCUCUGUCCAAUACCCUUAUGUCGAUGAACAAUGCAUCUUUUGUCGCUGAACAGGAGAGAAAUCGCAAAUUACAAAGAAAGGUGCGUGAGGCGGCUCAAGCUCUGCUACUCGCCGAGCUGGGCCGCAUCGGAACCAAAGGGAGGAAAGCGCUGGUGGAUGCCUGGGCACAAUUUCUGCCCGUGUUCGAGAGUGAGGCCAAGAAUCAGCCGGCCAACAUGCAGCCAUCGCCGCCCCAGCCUCAAUCGCCCCAGGAUGGAAACGGCCAUGAUAGCAAUCCAACGAGUACACAUGAAGAGGAAGACGAGGAGGAGGAAGAAGGAGCUGAAGAGCUGUGCAUCAGGAAACCGUCUUCAAUGUCCGAGCUGAAGCGCAAGGAGACGACUGCAGUGGUUCUGCUGGGAGUGAUAGGAGCCGAAUUCGGCCAGGAUGUUGGCGAAGGCACGAAGACUCGACGCUCCGAGGACCAGAGGCGCAAGAGCUCUGUUGUCGAAGGCUUUGGCAUCGGAAAUAACAAUCUGGCUCGACUCACAAGUAUAGCCUUGACACGUCUACUGUUGACUCCACCGUCGCAGCGAUUCCCCGCGCACACCCCUCUGCGCAGAGCUGCAAUCGAUCUGAUUGGUCGAGGCUUCACUGUCUGGGAGCCAUACAUCGAUGUCAGCAAAGUCCUUCUCGGCUUGCUCGAGCUCUGUUGCGAUGCUGACAAACUCGUUCCAAGUAUGAGCUACGGCCUGCCGCUGACCCCAGCAGCCGACUCGUGUCGGACGGCGCGUCACGCUCUCACUCUGAUCGCCACCGCACGCCCCGCCGCUUUCAUCACCACCAUGGCCAGAGAGGUCAGUUUCAUUGCGUUUAUUAGUUUUUAUUGUCGAUAG
This is a messenger RNA of Nilaparvata lugens (brown planthopper), 1302 nucleotides long. RefSeq names its product WD repeat-containing protein 7-like. The record is from RefSeq and is a predicted model, not a curated record. The transcript has 9 exons. Lineage: Eukaryota; Metazoa; Arthropoda; Insecta; Hemiptera; Delphacidae. Gene Ontology annotation, cellular component: cytoplasm. Bases 16 to 1302 code for a protein of 428 amino acids.